GGAGCAGCUUGUCAAUUCGAAACCAAGCGAGGGAAACUGAACUCCUGCAACUGUGGCAUCAUGCCUGUCUGUGUACUGUCGGAGGGGGUGGGGCCAGGUGCCCAGGUACCAAAACACCUGACGAGGAUUCCCAUCUCGGUCAUCACCACCAGCACCGACUGCUCCAACAAAACAGUCAAGGGGAAAGUGGUUCGUAAAGGCCCGCUGGUGUGGUUAGCAUCUGACAAUGCCAUUCUGAAGACUGUCAUCCAAGAAGAAGAUUCACCGCCAGAUUCCUCGUCUCAGAACCCAUCCAUUAACGUUGUUCUGUUCGGAGCGCUGGCCAAGGACUUCAAUCAAGCCGUCAGUCAAGGGGAUGUGGUCGUGGCCUCCGGCUUCAGUGUGGGCAAAUCUCCCACAGCUAGUAGUGACAAGCUGCACCCCUGUAACCUGCUGCUGUCAGGAGACGACGCCUACAUCUAUGUGUCCCACCCGCUGCCUUCUCCUGAUCCCAGAUCCCCGCUGGCCAUCAAGAGGAGCUCAGCACUCUCCGCAGAGGUUUCCAGGACGACCAAGGCUCCAAAAUAUACAUAUGUCCGACUUUGCGACCUGAAAGCUGGAUCUGUAGUCAACGUGUACGGAGUGGUGGUCUUCUUCAAACAGCCGUUCAAGAGCCGUGGUACAGACUUCUGCUCCAGCCUGAAGAUCACAGAUCAGUCCAACCAGAAGAUCAGCUGCACCAUCUUCUGUGAGAAGCUGGAGGACCACCCCAGAAUCUUUCAAAUCGGAGACAUCGUGCGCAUGCACAGAGUCAAGACUCAGUUCUUCAACGACUCCAUCCAGCUGGUCAACACCUUUGGUUUCUCUGUGGUGGCGUUUGACGGGGCGGAGGGUGCACCCAUAGAGCCACGGACCUCCAGCCGCUCCUUCCACUUGGACCAGGACGUCCGUCGGACUGUGGAGGAGCUGCGAUCCUGGGCCGUCAGCCAGGCUUUUCUCCCGACAGUCCCCUCAAUCCCUCUGUCUGCCGUUCAGCCCAAAGCCUACUUCGACCUGACCUGCCAGCUGCUGGCCAAAGCUCCCAUCGACACCACCUGCACCCUGCUGAGGGUGUGGGACGGGACCAGGUGUCCUCACACUCUGCUGAAGGUGAUAGUUGAGCAGAACGUCACAGAGGGUCCGUCCUCCUUCUCCAAAGACAGAGAGAGCCUCAUCGCCAACGUCCUCAUCUACGACAACCAUGUGGAGUCAGCCAGGCAGCUGAAGCCCGGGGACUUCCUGAGGAUCUACAACCUGCGAGCGAUCCCAGGAUCCAGUAAGGUGCCGGGCCUCACUAGCAGCCAGUCGGAGGAGGAGGUGGAUCACCUCGCUUUUCACCUUCAUGGAGGGACGGCGUACGGCAGGGGGAUCAGGGUUCUCCCAGAAAAUAGCCCAGUCGUGCAGGAGCUUAAGAGAGUCAUGGAGGCCUUUCCAGGGGACGACAGGGACGACUUUGUUGAGCUGAAUGACUCAGAGCUGUUGGAGGUCUGGAGCACUCCACCAGAGUCUCCUGGUGUUGGUGGAGCAGUGGAGUGCAGCACAGAGAGAAGCUGCGGUCACGACACACAGCCGGUGAUGCUGUCUGAGCUGAAGCGGUCUGAUCCGGGUCGAGUUCAUCAUGUCAGAGUCCAGCUGAGAUCCUACGAGCCCCGCAGACUCCAUCAGGCUCUGAAACUGUACUGCAGCAAGUGUACAUCAAUGCAGGACGUCCCAGAUGAUGAACUGGUGGCAAGUCUCUUCUCUGAAGCGUCCAGGGACUCUGGACCCUGCAGUCCUCCACCGUGGGCGCUCUCUGGACAGGUCACUGUGCCUGGAGAUUUCCCAGGAUCCCCGAAACGAGCACUGAGUGUUCACCUGUCCACCCAGCUCAUUUCUGAGGACAAAACUAAGGACCUUAUUUACCUCAUGGGUUCGACUCUGGAGGAAACGUGUCAACUCGCAGCCGGCUACCAGAACAUCAUUCCUGUGAAGUCAUCAGGAGGUCAGCUGGCUCUGCUCGACCUGUCUGCACCUUUCCUGUUCAGAGGCAGGAAGAGAUACUACGGGUGUAAGAGGUGCUCAGACGCUGCAGUGAGGGAACCUUCAUGUGCUGAAGGAGUCGAGCUGAUGGAUGAGAAAAUCAUUGCAGAAGCUCUCGGCGUUCAGCUGCUGCAUUUCGUCCUGCUGAUGAAGCUCGAGCUGCAGGACGCCACCGACACGCUGGACGCCUUCCUGUGGAGAGACGCUGAGAGGUUCUUCAGCGUGUCGGCAGAGGACGUGGCAUCCAAUCAGGAGGCUCAGAACAGCAUCCGUCAAAUGAUGGACUCCCUCUGUCCUCCAGGGGGCAGCACUGAAGACACAUGUUGAACACAGUCCUCCCUGGAGAAGAACAACGUCUGCGUUCCACAAACCAGAGCAAGGUGGUCAGUAAAGAUCAAAUCAUGAGCGCACAGUGGUGGAGGAAGUAUUCAGAUCCUUUACUCAGGUCAGGUCAACAUCAACACACAAAAAGCACUGCACAUACAACAAAAUGAACCACAGAGAAAACAGUGUGGUCAGGUGUGUCCUCCUGAUGAUGAUUUAAAGGCUGAAGAAAAGAGAUGGGUCUUAAAACGGGUUUUAGACGUAUCAAUAGAGGAGGAAGAUCUAACUAAGUGGGAGACUGUUCCACAGUUUAGGACCAAGAACAGAAAAUGCUCCAUCGCCUUUAGUUUUUAACUGGCUCUGGGAUCUGAGGGGUCAGGAGGAGGAAUAGGGGAUGAGCAGUUCAGAGAUGUAAGCAGGUGUGUGUUCAUGCAGCGCUUUAAAAACAAAUGAAAGAAUUUACUGAACUGGUAACACAGUGAAGAGAGGCUUGUGCCAGUAAAAGUACUAAUACCACACUGAAAAUACUCCACUACAAGUUAAAGCCCUGCACUCAAAACCUUAUUAUAUUUAUUUAACUGUUUCCAUAAACUGUCUGACUGUCACGCUACUCUUUGGUACAAACAGCUGUGGACGUGAUGCAGUGGCACAGAGGAGGAGAAACUUUCCACAUGAAGGCUUUGAAAUAAUCUUCCAUCCUCUGCUUGGAAGUGGUGAAUUUACAGCUCACAGAUACUUAAUACGACACAGUCUCUGGCUUUUGUUUUGAUAUGUGGUGUCUGCAGAAAAUGUUGCACAUUUCUGAUCUGUCGUUAGCUUGUUAACUAUAUUGCAUGAUUUCCACCGUCACACUGAACGUCCUGCUGAGCCCUGUUCAAACGUUAGAGCUGUAUAUGAAAACAAACACAAAAAGAAUGGUUGAAUAUUCGUAUUAAACGGCUGGAUCUGAUCCAACUGACAUAAUCGGGUACACGCCUAAUUAUUUCAUUAGACCUUUGAAUGUUUUAGAAGCAGUCCUUUACACUUUCCAUCAUUUUUCACAUUAUCAGUAAAUAGAUUGAGUACAUUUGUUUUUGAUGUUUCAAAGGUCUUUAAGGCAGUUAAUGCAGUCAUUGGAAUAAACAAGAUUACAUUACAUAAUAUCAGCAGUGGGAUUAAAUCUUUGUGUUGUAGUAGUAAGUAGCAACGUGACACAUCAAAGAAACCAUUUACAGAAAAAGAGGAAAAACCACAUUAAUCAGAAUCUAAAAAAUCAACAAUGUAUUCACAGUACAUCACCAAUAAUAUACAUUUAUUACAUUAAAUGAGAGUGAAUCUUUCUGUAGAAAAUCAGAUGGUUGUUCUACUUUGUGUGACUGACGCUAUUAGUUUUAGUCAAAAUAUAUUCCUCUGAGCAAACUGCUCCUACAUGCUUGAUUGACAGGAGAGAUGAUCAGAGGGGCAGAGU
Epinephelus moara (kelp grouper) is the source of this 3808-nucleotide messenger RNA. RefSeq names its product protection of telomeres 1 homolog (gene pot1). Bases 61 to 2364 code for a protein of 767 amino acids. Gene Ontology annotation, cellular component: chromosome, telomeric region; nuclear telomere cap complex. NCBI's taxonomy places the organism in Eukaryota, Metazoa, Chordata, Actinopteri, Perciformes, Serranidae. Gene Ontology annotation, molecular function: G-rich strand telomeric DNA binding; telomerase inhibitor activity. The record is from RefSeq and is a predicted model, not a curated record. The transcript has 20 exons. Gene Ontology annotation, biological process: regulation of telomere maintenance via telomerase; telomere capping.